AUGGCGCAAGGACUGGACGGCAUUUUUGCAGAGCUAGGCAUCUCGCAGUACCUGGACAUCUUCCUGGAGCAAGGAUUCGAUACGUGGGAGACGAUACUGGACAUAACAGAGUCUGACCUGGACGCACUUGGAGUCAAACUAGGACAUCGACGUAAACUGCAGAGACGUAUUGCCAACUCGCGUGGCCUUGCCCCGGAUGCAUCACUAGUAUCGCCCACAAGAGCAAGUGCAGAAGAGUCAAAGCCUGAGACACAACGUCCUGAGCAACCCCGCCUCGAGGUCAAAGAGGGACCUGUUGCUACGAAGCGAAAGUAUCGACGUCACCCUAAGCCUGAUGAGAAUGCACCAGAGAGACCACCUUCGGCCUAUGUGCUGUUCUCAAACAAAAUGCGUGAUGACCUUAAAGGUCGGAACUUGACUUUUACCGAAAUAGCCAAGCUUGUCGGAGAGCAUUGGCAAAACUUGACUCCCGGCGAGAAAGAGCCAUACGAAACUUCUGCCUUAAAGGCAAAGGAGAAAUACAACCACGACUUGGCCGAGUACAAAAAGACAACAGAGUAUAGGAAAUACAACCUGUACUUACAAGAUUUCAAGGCACGGCAAGCCUCCGCAAAUCAAGGUGCGUGGAGGUUUGUCGCUUCGAAUGGCUGUUCAACUGACCUCGAUCCAGCAAAAGAGUCGUCGAAACGUCAAAAGCUCGAUUCGGGGGCUCGUCUGCAAAAUGGAGGGAGCGCGAGUGCCACACCCGGGAGCCUCAGUAGCACCGGGAGUGGUACUGAGAGUCACCAAGGAAGCGAGCCUCCUCCUAAUCGCAAGCAGCGUGUAGGUUCCGUGGUGUCGGUAUCCGAAUCUCAAUACUCGACAGCCGUGCCGACCCCAAUUUCCCAUCAUCAUCCCAACGAUGAUUCCGUACAUUCCCCUGCCAGCGUCCAAUUCGAUAGAGAGAGCUUGCACUCCACAAGUCCCCGUACUGCUCAAAAUCGGAACCAUCGCCCAACAUGGACAGAAGCCCCAGUCAGACCAGAGCCAGUCGCACUUCCGCAUCUUCCUUCACUCUCGGAUGUGUUCAAUAACGGACGAAGCUUGAACGGUGUCUCCAGGUCCCCUGAGGCAAACGGCUUUGGAGGCUUCGCGCCCCCAACACACGCUGGCCCUUCCGCGCCGCCAUCGUUGAAGCACGAAUAUUCUUCCGCAGGGAGCAUUUCAUCGUCCGGUUCUGGGCUGUCUUUCCCCCGGACACCAGGUGAAUCCUCGCUACCGAUUCAUGCGUUGUUGUCGAACACGACCUUGCCCGGUUCUAUUUUCGAACUGCAACCCUCCCCGUUCUCGACUGUGCCGCCUACUGGACCCCCACCCCUCCAGGAACAAAAGCCGCCCUUCGCCGGGCAGCCACAAGCUCCGAUUGGGGCAUCGAAUGGUACUCACAGUCAACCCAAGCAAGGCUUUCCCCAGAGGCUAAUGAGGUUUCAAGGUUACCAAUCCCCACCUGCCUUACUGAGAUUCCAGUCUACCUCCUCAACGGGGACUGAUGGAUCAAACGUGUCGCAAGCAUCAUCGGGUGCUUCUUCGUCGACGUCGCUCGGUGUUCAGGAGAGGAAUGAUCCGAAGCUCGAUGGUAUGAGCGCGUUGGUGCGGGCGGGCGAAAUCGUGAACCGUCGUGUUCAGUAAGCGGACUCGAGUUUCGAUGCUAGGUCGGCGACUUCGUAUUACGAUGCUCGGAUGCGCGCAAUCUGCUAAUCUGGGCUUCGAGUCCCGUCUCGUAUGUUUGGCUGUGAUUUUAUUCGGUUGUUUUUUCGUUGAUGGCAUCAGCGUUUUGGUCAAGACCAGCCUGGUUGGCUGAGGUCGGUGUGUUUGAUUACUUGAAUACCCUCAUGAAUUGGCAUCGUUUGGGAAUCUUAUUUGAGGUGGCGCAACUGGAUAGUCAUGGCGUUUUUUGAUCGUUUGGAUUUGACAAUUGUUUGUCGUCCCAAUGG
This is a messenger RNA of Colletotrichum phormii, 1973 nucleotides long. RefSeq lists its product as uncharacterized. NCBI's taxonomy places the organism in Eukaryota, Fungi, Ascomycota, Sordariomycetes, Glomerellales, Glomerellaceae. The coding region runs from base 1 to 1668 and encodes 555 amino acids. Gene Ontology annotation, cellular component: nucleus. Gene Ontology annotation, molecular function: protein binding. Gene Ontology annotation, biological process: regulation of gene expression. The transcript is spliced from 5 exons. The record is from RefSeq and is a predicted model, not a curated record.